AUGUACCAGAAGAGACAGUGCUUCCACAGUCCCAACAAGAGCAUGUCCCGCUUCUUCCUUCCCUCGAUGAUUCUAAUGAUGAUUUGUUCCAGCAGCCCAACAUCCUGCGAGCAACAGGACAUCAGUUUCCAGAAAACUGCAGUCCAUAUCCGUAACGACCUCUCAGACCCAUUUCGGGUUCAGUGUCAAUCCAAAGACAACGACAUUGGCAUGCAAACACUGAACCCUGGGCAACUUCUUAGUUGGAGAUUCGUUCCCCAUUGGUUUUUCGGAGAGGACACUCUCUUCUUCUGCCAUUUUUAUUGGGGCCCCCAUGAGAGAAUCUUUGAUGUCUACAAUAAUAAAGUAGCUAGCUACUGUUCGGAUAAGUACACGAACGACAAAAUUUGCUAUUGGUCUGUCAGAUCGGAUGGUUUCUAUUUUAGUGGAACCAAUGGACCCAAUAGUUAUGCCUUCUGGUAUGGGUGGGAAUAA
Diospyros lotus (date-plum) is the source of this 474-nucleotide messenger RNA. Its product is annotated as S-protein homolog 29-like. The transcript has a single exon. Bases 1 to 474 code for a protein of 157 amino acids. Lineage: Eukaryota; Viridiplantae; Streptophyta; Magnoliopsida; Ericales; Ebenaceae. The record is from RefSeq and is a predicted model, not a curated record.